AUCAAGAAGAAAAUUUAUUUAUUUUAAACUAUCUCAAAAAUAACAGCAUGAACGAUUUGCAUUUUUGGAUUGGUCUCAAUACUCUUCAGAGAAGAUUUGUUUGGUCUGAUAAUACAACUCCGUUAUUCUUUAAUUGGAGGCAGGAUCAACCUGACAAUUCCUUUGGAGGAGAAAACUGCGUGGAAGUAAGUUCUAAUGGUUGGAGUGAUGCUAGUUGUGAUAAUCUUUAUGGAUUUGUAUGUAAAAUUAAAAAAGAAGUUUUUGGUUGUUUAAACAGCCUCUUUGAGUUUGGGAGCUAUUGUUAUCUUUUUCAUAGUGGAAGUGCAACACAGAAUGGAUUAAGCUGGAAAAUGUCUCUUACUGUAUGUCAAACAAUGGGAGGAAAUUUAUUAAGUGUUACAAGUCAAGCUGAAAAUUCAUUUAUUACAAACCACCUAAAAAACAACAGCAUGAACGAACUGCAUUUCUGGAUUGGCCUGAAUAAUCUUCAAAGAACCUUUGCUUGGUCUGAUAAUACAACUUUGUUAUUCUUUGGUUGGACCAAGGAUCAACCUAAUAAUUAUUUAGGAGUAGAAAACUGCGUAGCACUAAAUUUUAAUGGUUGGUACGAUACUAGUUGUGAUGAUCUUCUUGGUUUUAUAUGUAAAUUUAAUGGAGAGUUUAAUGGUCAAAUUUGUCCUAAUGGGUGGAUUAAAUAUGGAAUCUAUUGUUAUCUAUUUCAAAAUGGAAAUGCCGCUCUAAAUGGAAAAAAUUGGAUAAACUCCCUUUCACAUUGUUUAAAUAAUGGAGGAAAUUUGUUGAGUGUAGCAAAUCAAACAGAAAAUUUAUUUAUUUUAAACUACCUCAAAAAUAACAGCAUAAAUAGCUUUUUCUGGAUUGGUCUCAAUACUCUUCAGAGAUCUUUUGUUUGGUCUGAUAAUACAGCUCCGUUAUUUUUUAAUUGGAGGCCGGGUCAACCUGAUAAUUAUUUAGUGAAAGAGCACUGCGUUGAAAUAAAUUCUUAUGGCUGGAAUGAUGCUGAUUGUGAUAAUCUUUAUGGAUUUGUUUGUAAAGUUAAAAAAGGUAAA
This is a messenger RNA of Hydra vulgaris (swiftwater hydra), 1067 nucleotides long. RefSeq names its product C-type mannose receptor 2-like. The record is from RefSeq and is a predicted model, not a curated record. NCBI's taxonomy places the organism in Eukaryota, Metazoa, Cnidaria, Hydrozoa, Anthoathecata, Hydridae. Gene Ontology annotation, molecular function: signaling receptor activity.